AUGUUCGCUUCAAAAUCCAGCUCUGUAUCCCCUUCUCCGUCCAUGGAGCAGGCAGAUUCAGAUGCUUUGGACAUCAGCACCAAAGUGCAGCUGUAUGGCGUGCUCUGGAAGAGACCUUUCGGGAGGCAGUCGGCCAAAUGGUCCAGGAGGUUCUUCAUCAUUAAGGAAAGUUUCCUGCUCUACUAUGCUGAGAGUGAGAAGAAGAGUUUUGAAAGCAAUAAAUACUUCAAUAUCCACCCCAAGGGUGUCAUACCCCUGGGAGGCUGCAUUGUGGAGCCCAAAGAAGAGCCCAACAUGCCUUAUGCCAUAAAGAUCUCUCAUGAAGACUUCCAUGGUAACAUUGUUCUAGCAGCCGAAUCAGAGUUUGAGCAGGCUCAGUGGCUGGAGAUGCUACAGGAGUCUGGAAAAGUGACCUGGAAGAAUGCCCAGCUGGGAGAAGCCAUGAUCGAGAGCCUGGAAGCCCAAGGACUGCAGCUGGCCAAGGAAAAACAGGAGUAUUUAGAUAACUGUAUGGAAGAAACAGAAGAGCUGUGUCUGCAGAGGGAGCAAAAAGAGGAACUUGAGCGUCUGAACCAGGUCCUGGAAGCAGAGAAGCACCGGUUUGAAGAGGUGGUACGGGAGCUGCGGCUGGAGCAGGAACAGAUCAGACGGGAGCUAGAGCUCACAGCCCGCUCCCUUAAAGGAGUGGAGGAAGAAAAGAAAGAGUUGCGAAGCCUGACACAGUCCUUACAGAAAACCCUAGAGGAGCUCUCCCUGGAAAAGCAGCAAAUGCUGGAGAUGUUGGAAGAAAAUGAGAGCCAGCUCCCACCUCCAACCAGCCCCAGCAAGGAGCAAAGCCCCAUCUGGGGACUGCACUGCAGCCUGCGACAGAUUGAAGAGAAGAUGCAGCAACUUCUGGAGGAGAAACUCCUGGCAGAGAAGAGGAUGAAGGAGAACGAGGAGCGGUCCCGAGCACUGGAGGAGGAGCGGGAGUUUUACUCUUCCCAGUCACAAGCGCUGCAGAACUCGCUCUCAGAGCUGACCGCCGAGAAGCAGCAGACAGAGAGAGACCUCAAGGCUGAGGUGAAGGUGCGCAUGGAUCUGGAGAAAAGACUGAGAGAAGCUGAGGAAGCGUUGCAGAGCUUGGAGCAAGGCUUAAAUUCUCUGGAUUGCAACAAGGAGAAAGAGGAGAGGAUGAAAGCAGAUGUCAGCAACUUGAGAAAGUUCUUUGAAGAGUGCAUCCGCAAUGCUGAGCUGGAGGCCAAGAUGCCCGUGAUCAUGAAGAACUCUGUGUACCUCCAAAAGGCUGCCACUCGUCGCAUAAAGAGCUGUCGCUUUCACCGCCGGAGAGCCAGUGCUUCGUGGAAUGACUUGAAGCAGUCCCAGUCCUUCAUCUACUCACACGCAGAAGCUGAAAACAUCGAGGAGCUGAAAGAAGCAGCCAAAAGACUGAGCCGGGACCAGCAUUUCAGGGAAACUCUCUAUCAAAUCAUGAGGUCACAAAAGGAUUCUGCUUCGGGGGACGAAAAGUGACUCUUGUU
Charadrius vociferus (killdeer) is the source of this 1520-nucleotide messenger RNA. RefSeq names its product pleckstrin homology domain containing, family D (with coiled-coil domains) member 1 (gene PLEKHD1). NCBI's taxonomy places the organism in Eukaryota, Metazoa, Chordata, Aves, Charadriiformes, Charadriidae. The record is from RefSeq and is a predicted model, not a curated record. The transcript has 13 exons. The coding region runs from base 1 to 1512 and encodes 503 amino acids.